Molecule: messenger RNA, 513 nt
Organism: Beta vulgaris subsp. vulgaris (sugar beet)
Lineage: Eukaryota; Viridiplantae; Streptophyta; Magnoliopsida; Caryophyllales; Amaranthaceae
Exons: 1
Coding region: 1-513 (170 amino acids)
Source: RefSeq, a predicted model, not a curated record
AUGGGAAAUUUGAGCUCAUCAUUAUCAUGCAUUAAAAUCCAAACUAUAUCAAACUCAAAAAAUAUAGCAAAGUUAGUUGAUUCAUCAGGGCAAAUGAGACUUGUGAAUCUUCCUACAACAGUUGCUGAAUUAAUGCUUGAGAAUCCGGGUUUCGUGCUUACUCCGGUGGAAGAACUCGAGAGAGAUCACCGGAUACCGGCGAUGAGAGCUGAUGAUGAGUUACUUGGUCGGAAAGUUUACCUAUUGGUGCCGGUUGAUAAAGUCAACUCUAGGUUAUCUGACUUGCAACUAGCUGCUAUUAAGAAUGUAAUGAGUUUAUAUUGUGAUCAUAAAGUAGGUAAAAGGACACGUGGAAGUUCUAAGGUUUCUCCUUCUUUGGGGAGUACUGGCUUAGCCGGUCAGAAUUUGGAGGAAUUUGGCGGGAAUAGUAGUAAUACCGGUGCAAUCGGUCAAAGAAAGAGAAUUUGUUAUGCUUGGAGACCUGUUCUUGAACCUAUCUUGGAAGAGUGCUAA